AUGGCACAUGAUACACGAUCUAGUCGGAAAAUCAAGGAUGAUGAGAAUAACAAUUCAAACGGGAGGCAAAUUAGUAGUAAAGGAUUAAGUACUUCAGGUUCUGGAGCAUCAGAUACAUCUGGCUUAAGGAGGUCUUCCAGAGAAACAUCAUUGAAGAAAAACAUAACUCUGAGCCCUUCUAGUACUAGGAAGUCUGAAAGACUUGAGAAAAAAAUGCCUGAAACUCCUCUAUUCAAGAGGAAAUCUGAGAGAUUUGAGAAGAAGUUGACUCCAAGUCCUUUGAGGAGAUCGGAUAGAGCCAAGAAUCACUCAUCAACUUCUUCUGGGUCUAAAAGAUCUGAUAAAAGCUCAGGUUCAUCAAUGGCAAAGCGGAAAACGGAAAAGAAAGAGAAGAGUGUGAAAGAAUUGACAUUGGGUACUAGAGAAGUUAGCAAAAGUGAGAAACAGAAUGUAGGACCUUGUCAUGGAAAAAAUAAGAUAAGAAAUGCUCGAGCUUAUAAGACACUCUUCAUGAAACAUAGAAAGAAGCUUCAAGCACGAGAUCAUAGCGAGAAGCAGAGCAGGCAGAAUAAAGUCUCUCAGGGAGGUAGCAAUGCUUGUGGAAGUGAGGUUGAAGGGCUUGGUAAAGGCGUUGAGGAACUGAAUGAAGAAUUUGUUGGGAGAUUUCAUGAUGGAUCUUUGGUGGGGUCUGAUUACAGUGUAAAUAAAUUAACAAAAGAAACAUGGGAAGAUAAUCCCGGAGUGGAUUUGUCCCAUUCAAGCCCUAGGCCUAGCUGCUUGGAGGAAGCUUCUGAGUUCAAAGAUGGUGAUGGCUUAGAAAUUCGUGAUCAACGCCCACUGUCAUCAUCUUAUAAUGCCAUGAUGGAAGAGCUCAAUGAUGCACCUGAAAGGGUACAUGUAGAAUGCUCUGCAAUGGAAAAGUUGAAGAUGCCAGAGUUGACAUGUUCUACGUUCAAUGAAAGGGUACAUGUAGAAUGCUCUGCAACGGAAAAGUUGAAGAUGCCAGAGUUGACAUGUUCUACGUUCAAUGAAAGGUUACAUGAUGUCUGCAUUGCCUCAAAAAUUGGUCACAGGGUCAUACCUUCAAAGAGGAAAAGGAACGUGGCAGAUGGGGAUUCUGAUUCUCCAGUUAAUGCAAGUAAAGAUGUCUGCACCUUGACUGCUGAUGCUGUCUCUUCGUUGCCAUCUGGGUCCACAGAAGAUGUUUCUGUUGAGACGUGCGGUGCAUGUUUUAAGCGACAAAGGGUAGAAAAUGAUCCGAUGAAUCUGGAGUUUUGCUCUUGCAGCACAAAAUUAAAUCAGGAGUUAUGUGGUGCCUCUGUAACUGAGCAAAAGGAGUUUUCUGCAGAUCUUCAAACAAAUGGCAACCAAAAUACAUGCCUCAUCUGUUCUCUUGGUGGGAAGCUCCUGUUCUGUGAUGGAAGAGGAUGCAAGAGAAGUUACCACCUUUCUUGUCUAGAUCCUCCUAUGGAUGCUGUUCCUCUUGGAGUUUGGCACUGUUCCAUGUGUGUUAGGAAAAAGAUAGAAUCUGGUAUAUAUUCGGUGUCAGAGGGAAUUGAGUCAAUCUGGGAUGCUAGAGAGGUGGAGGUAUCUGAUGUUGAUGGAUUGUUAAAGAGGAAGGAGUUUUUUGUUAAAUACAAAGGUCUUGCCCAUAUUCACAAUCAAUGGGUACCAGAAAGUAAAGUGCUUCUUGAAGCUCCUACCCUUGUGGGCAAAUUCAACCGAAAUAACCAGGUGACAAGGUGGAAGAAAAAGUGGACUGUUCCACGUCGCUUGCUACAAAAACGAUUGUUAAUGUCUCCCAAGCAGCGUGACAACUAUCUUAGGGAGCAUAAUGGUGAUAAGUUAUUUUGCCAUUAUGAAUGGCUUGUGAAAUGGCAUGGUCUUGAUUAUGAUGAUGCUACUUGGGAGUUAGAGAAUGCUGCAUUCUUGAAUUCACCUGAGGGUCAGGGCCUUAUAAGCGUUUAUGAAAACCGUCGUCAGAGGGCAAAGAAGGCUUCUAUUUCCCCUGAAACGGAUAAGAUACUUGAGGGUAAAAAGUGUUCAUCAGUUAAAUUAUUCCAACUGCCAGCUGGAGAAAUAUCUGGAUUUGAUAAUACUUGUCUAGACAAUGUUAACAAGCUACGUGAGCUCUGGCACAAGGGUGAGAAUGCUGUUGUUUAUGAUCAGGAACGAAUCGCGAAGGUGGUUGCAUUUAUUCUAUCUUUGCAGUCUGAUGCUCAUCGACCUUUUCUCAUCAUCUCAACUCCUCCUACACUUUGUUGUUGGGAUAAUGAGUUCUUCCAUUUGGCACCAUCUAUCGAUGUCGUGGUUUACAGUGGAAAUAAAGAUUUACGGAGAAGUAUUAGGACACUAGAUUUUGAUGAGGCUGGUGGUUGUAUGAUGUUUCAAGUACUUGUUACCUCACCAGAGGCUAUUAUUGAGGAUAAAAAUGUGUUCGAGUGCAUACGAUGGGAAACUAUCAUAAUUGAUGAGUGCCAGCGCCCUACAAUCUCUAAACAGCUGGUGCAGAUUAAGAUGUUACGUACGCAUAAUUGGCUUCUCCUGGUCAAUGGAAUAUUUAAGGAGAAUAGUGCUGCUGAGUACCUUAGUUUGCUGUCUGUCCUUGACUCUCAUGGCGAUUCACAAAAUGGUGAUCAUUUGCUAACCAGUUCUGGUGAUAUUAUUGCUAAACUAAAGGAGAGGUUCUCAAGGUAUAUUGCAUAUGGAGAUAUUAUUGGUAAACCCAAACCUGACUCUUCUAGGUUUAUUGAGUACUGGGUUCCUGUAUGUAUAUCAACUGUCCAGCUAGAGCAAUAUUGCGAAAAUCUACUGUCGAACUCCACAUUGAUUCUCUCAUCAGCAAAAAAAGAUCGUGUUGGAGCACUUGGUGCACUCCAUGAUAUAGUUCUAUCUGCUCGGAAGUGCUGUGAUCAUCCCUACAUUGUGCAUCCACCCUUGCAAACCUUGCUUACUAAAGACCUUCAAGCAGUUGAGUAUUUGGAUGUAGGAGUCAAAGCAAGUGGCAAGCUUCGGCUUCUUGACAUGAUGCUUAAAGAGAUAAAGAAUCGAAGUUUAAGAGUACUCAUCCUUUUCCAGUCAAUCAGUGGUUCAGGAAGUGCUUAUUCUCUUGGAGAUAUUUUAGAUGAUUUCCUGCGUCAAAGGUAUGGUGAAAAUUCCUAUGAACGCGUUGAGUUUGGUGUUCUCCGUUCUAAGAAAGAUGUUGCCAUGAACAUGUUCAACAAUAAGGAGAAUGGUAGAUUUGUGUUCUUAUUGGAGGCUCAUGCCUGUCUUCCCAGCAUCAAACUGUCAUCAGUUGAUACUGUAAUCAUAUUUGGUAGUGACUGGAAUCCACAUAAUGAUAUAAGAGCCCUGCAAAAAAUAUCACUUGAUUCACAAUUUGAGGAAAUAAAAGUAUUUCGUCUAUAUUCAACGUGUACCGUGGAGGAGAAACUUCUAGUUCGUGCAAAGCAGGGGAAGAUUCAUGAUAGCAAUGUACAGAAUAUAAGCAGUAGUAUGCUUCUGUGGGGGGCACCUUACCAAUUUGAUAAAUUAGAUGAGUUCCACUGCUGCAACACCCCAGCCUCCACUGCAAAUAUCUUGCCUGAGGAAUCACUUCUGAAUGAUGUCAUCCGGGAGUUCUUGUCCAUACUUCCUCGGGAUGGCAACAACAAUGUCUUAUGCGAUUUCUCUAUCAUUUCAAAAGUUCAACAAACUGGAGGAGCUUACAGUGCAGAGGUUCCAUUGCUUAAUGAGCUGAAAAGUCAACAUACUGGUGAAGGGCAGCCCCUUAAUUUUUGGACAAAACUGUUGGUAGGAAAGCAUCCUCCGUGGAAAUAUUGUUCUGGUUUGUCUCAGAGGAACCGGAAACGGGCACAACAUCUUGAUGAGUUAUCAAAGAAACCAGAAGUUGGUAGUGAUGAAGUUGUAAAAAAGCGCAAGAAGGUGGUAAAUGGUAAUGACGAUGCACCCUAUCCGAAGCCUGGAUCAGAGGGGAAAUCAGUUCCUGGAUGCAAGGAAGUAUUGUCUGUGGAUAUAAAUGUCUUAGAAAAUCCAGAAAGUAGCAUGUUUGAGUCUGAGGAGAGAAGAAAAUUACAUGAUGCCCAGAAGAGUCUUCAUCAACUUUUGAAGCCAGAGAUAUUAAAACUAUGUGGAAUCCUACAAGUCUCUGAUGCUGUCAAGGUCAUGGUCGAAAAGUUUCUUCAAUACGUAAUGAGUAAUCACCAUGUUAAUAGAGAACCAGCGACAAUACUGCAGGCAUUUCAGAUAUCUCUGUGCUGGACUGCAGCUUCAUUUCUGAAGCAGAAAGUCGACCACAAAGAAUCUAUUCAACUUGCAAAGAAGCAUCUUAACUUCAAUUGCAAAAAGGAAGAGGCUGACUAUGUUUAUUCAAUGCUGCGGUGCCUGAAAAAAACAUUUUUAUACCGUACAGGGAUGUUUAAGGCUGCAGAAUCUCCAAAGUUGGCUAAAUUAUCAAGUACAGAUGUUUUGAACAAUUCACAUCCAAAGGUUUCACGGUCAACAACUUCUAACUUUCAGCAGGUCAAAUCAGAUGUUAAAGACUUGUCAAUGAAGCAAGAAAAACUAGCACAAAAAGAUGUCUCAAAAAGUAUUAAAGAUAUUCAGAAAAAGAUCCAGAAGCAAAUAACAAAACUUAUUGAGAAGCAAAUCAAAGAGAGAAGUGAAGUUUUGAGAACUUGCCAGGAAGAAAAGGCGCAUCUAGAAGCAGAAUCAGUUGUUAUUCGGUCUUGUUUCCUAAAUAAUACAUCAAUGAGAACAGAAAAGCUAAAGAUUUUGGAAAAGAAAAUUGAAGAAAAUAAAAACCAGACCAACCUACGUCUUAAGCGUCUUGAGGCAUCACAGCAGGAAGCACAGGAUAAGUUGAAGGAGAUGGGGAAACGAUGGGCAGAGGAAGUGCAAUCCUGGGCUUGUGUUGAAUUGUUAAAUAGAUUGCCUUCAAAUACACCUGAGCCUUGGUUGGAAUGCUCAAGGACUAGUGAAUGUCUUAGAAUUAGUGAAGGUUGCAAAGAUUUUGCCACUUUAAGAGAUCAUGAUAUUGGUUGUGUUGUGCAUGGUAUGACAGGAGGAGUGACAGCACUGUCUCAAACUCCAGAUAGUGGUCCAGAUGAAGCUGAAACAUGUAGUGGUCCCAUUAGAACAGACAUGACCACAGCUGGGCCACUUGGUGCAAAUGGUGCCUUAAAUAGAACUUCUAGUGAUGAUCAAGAGAACACUGCGUCUGUGAAUCCUUGUCCCAAAGCCGGAAUUACUGAUUGUGCCAAUGGGGAUUUUCUGCUUGAAGUUCAAGAAGUUGCCUGCUCUGAUUCACAGAAAGUUGUCACCUCCAGUCUUCCUUCGUUUGAAGAAUGGAACCACAAUGCUGACACAUUACCCAUUUCUGAUGGGGAGGUCAGAGUGGAAGUUCCCGAAACUCUCUGUUCAACCGAUGGUCAACAUGGUUCCCAUCCCUUGAAUCUGUCUUCUGUGCAACGGAAUCCUGAUGGGGCUACAUUAAGCGUGCCUGAGAGAGAGGCUCCAGUGGGAUUGCAUGAGACUGUCAGUUCACUUCGUGGUUUGCAAAAUGUUGUUUCUGUUAGGGCACCUUCAUCUGAACAAAUCCAUGUAGUGAAGGGAGCUAUGCCAGAUAAAGAGAUCGAAUUAGGAGUGCUUGAGACUGUCAGUUCCAGUCAUGAUUUGCAUAACGUUGUCUCUGUGAGUCCACCUUCAUCAGAAGAAGAAAUCCGUGUAGUGAAGGUAACCACACCAGAUAAAGAGGUUGAACUGGGAGUGCUUGAGACUGUCAGUUCGAAUGAUGGCAUAGCAAAUCUUGUCACUGUGCAUCCACCUUCAUCUGGAGAAGAUAUCCAUGAAAAUUCCACAGAACAUGAGACUGUCAGUUCAAGUCAUUGUUCCCAAAAUGUUGUGCCUGUGUGCGUACCUUCAUCUGAAGAGCAAGUCCAUGUAGUGACAGUAACCUUGCCUGAUAAAGAGGUUGAUUUGGCAGUGCUGCAGACUGUUCGUUCAGAUGAUGGACCAGGGAAUCUUGCCUCUGUGAAUCCACCAUCUGAUGAGAAAAUCUCUGAAAAAGCCACUGAAAAAGAGAACAGUGAAGGGUGUGUUAUGGCAUCUGACAGUGCAACAGAGGUCUACCAGCAGAAUAGAGUUGAUACUGCAGUCAAUAGAAGCUCGUAUCAAGAAAUGCCCCUGGUAAAUUCACCUGGAUUGCAGCCUGUGGCCCUGGCUCCUGGUGGUUCAGUGACACAAGAACAGGCACAACAAGACAAAGGUACUCUGUUAGAAACAUCAACUGCCGUACAAGAAGGAGAUGCAGAAGCCAGGGAAAAGCAGAAUACUUGCCAACCAAUUGAAAAUCUCUCACCUGAAUCUGUUCCGGUAGUUUCAUCCAAUCUGUCUAAUCAUGAAAUGCCGGACAUUGAGCCUGUAGUACAACAGCCGCUGUUACCAUCCUCUAAUACACCUGAUCAUAGUGCUCCUGAGUUAUCUUCAGCUGGUGGAGUUGAAAUUCAGCCAAGUCCUGAAAACCGGACCUUUAACCAGGGUGCUCAUGCUCCAAUGCCACUCGUUGAAAACCUUCUUGAUCUUUCAAAUCACACCGUUUCUCGGUCUGUGGCAUGGUCUACUGGCGGAUUUGGAAUGCCGUUUUCAGACACAAGAACUACACCUGUUAGUUCUGCACUUAAUAGUCGUCCUAUAAAUGCUGCACCACAGGGAGCAUCUCGAACGCCUCUGCCUGUAUACCAUGACCCGCUUCAAAAUGAAUUGGAAAGAUUAAAUAAACAAACAGAUCAUAUCGUUAAGUCUCAUGAAGAUACGAAGCUGCGCCUGAAAACUGAUUGCGACAAGGAGAUAGAGGAGGCUGUUGCUGAAAUUCGUCGAAAGUAUGAGAUAAGAUUUCAGGAGAUUGAGGCGGAAUUUCUCCUUAAAAAGAAGGAAUUGGAUUCAAUUCACAACAAAGUUUUGAUGAAUAAGAUUUUGGCCGAGGCUUUCAGGUCUAAAUGCAUGGAUCUUAGGGCAUCAGGUGCAUCUGGAGCACAGCAAGCUGCUUGGAGGAAGUGCAAAGCUAUAGUCCAUGAAGAUUUUUUACCCAGGGAUAGCUUGGCUCUGAAUAUGGGAUUACCAGUUUCUCCCAGCAGCUGGUCCAUCUAUCUAUGCAAGAUGCACAAAGAUAUUCUCCCGUUGCCAGUUCAUCUUUGGCCAGCACUCCUGCAGUUGGCCUGCAGACUUCUAUUGCACCAUUACCCAGCCCGCAGACAACCGCUCCUGCACCUUUAUCCCAAUCCAAAUUGUACAGCUCCACCUAUGCAGACUGUUCCUCUUGCACCUGCUCUUUUGCCGAGCAUUCCAACAAGACCCCCCCACAUCAGUUCCAUCUCUUCCCCAGGAAUCCCCCAAGGUGCAGGUGAGAUUCGUGCUCCAGCCCCGCAUCUUCAACCUUUUAGACCUUCAACAUCCAUGUCAAACCAGCAGUUACAUAGCAACCUCCUUGCAACAUCUUCUUUUACUCAUAUUCCACGACUACCACCCCCCACACAGCAAUCUGUUCCUCAUAAUAGGGCCCACCAUCCUGAAAGUGCGGGAGGAGAUUUGGCAGCUCUUCGUAGUUUAUCUGCAUUGGGGUUGCUUAUGAAUAUGAACAGUCGGGCUGGUGCAAAUCCACCAGGUAGUUUGCCCUCACAACCAAAUUUGGUCUCGAACCACCAGUCGAGCCUUUCUGAAACCCCUAAUACGAGUGGUGGGUGUGUAAACCCAGUACAUACAAGUGGAUCCACUGACAUAGUUUGUUUAUCGGAUGAUGACUAA
Messenger RNA from Prunus armeniaca (apricot), 7800 nucleotides. The record is from the annotation of a GenBank genome assembly. Lineage: Eukaryota; Viridiplantae; Streptophyta; Magnoliopsida; Rosales; Rosaceae.